CUUCACGUCAUGGCGGCAAAUUCCUCGGGAGCUGAAACUAAAAAGCACAUCCCCCAUUGGGUCUCGCUUGUCUCCGGGGGCGUCGCAGGAGGCGUAGAAGCAACAGUCACAUAUCCAUUUGAAUUCUCCAAAACACGCGUCCAACUCCUCAACCAAAACGCAACAUCGAACCCAUUCAAACUUAUCUCUCACGUCGCUCGAGUGGAAGGCGUAGGCGCUUUGUAUACCGGAUGCUCCACACUCGUCAUCGGAACAACCGCCAAAGCAGGAAUCCGCUUUCUCUCGUUUGACACGAUCAGGAACCGUCUAUCUGACCACAAUGGGAAACUCUCAGCCAGUCGUGGUAUACUGGCCGGGAUGGUUGCCGGUGCAGUAGAGAGUGUAUUUGCUGUGACGCCAACAGAGAGGAUAAAAACAGCUUUAAUAGAUGAUGCAAAGCAAAACAGACGAUUCAAAUCCAGCCUUCACGCCACAUCUGUUCUUGUUCGACAACAUGGCAUCACAGAGCUCUACCGUGGCCUUGUAUCUACGACCGUCAAGCAAUCUGCCACAUCUGCUGUCCGCAUGGGUAGCUAUAACAUUCUCAAAGAGACAGCCAAGUCUUACGGCAUCGCACCAGGCGUGGUAAGCACUUUUGGCAUUGGCGCAUUGGCAGGUGUAGUCACCGUCUACGCCACGCAGCCGUUCGAUACCAUUAAAACUCGAGCCCAGGGGGUUCACGGAGCGGGGAUUACUGAGGCCGUACGCAGUGUAAUGAAAGACUAUGGAGUUAGAGGAUUCUGGAAAGGGAGCUCGAUGAGAUUGGGGAGGUUGUUGCUGAGUGGGGGAAUUGUGUUUUCGGUGUAUGAGCAGGUUUCUUCUGUUCUUAUUUCUACUUGUAGAUAAAUAGAUUUUAGAUUCUACUGUUUAAAUUAUUCUUCAUUCGAGAU
Molecule: messenger RNA, 929 nt
Organism: Aspergillus wentii DTO 134E9
Lineage: Eukaryota; Fungi; Ascomycota; Eurotiomycetes; Eurotiales; Aspergillaceae
Exons: 5
Coding region: 10-885 (291 amino acids)
Biological process (GO): mitochondrial citrate transmembrane transport
Source: RefSeq, a predicted model, not a curated record